GUUGCCAUGUCGCCAGUUUCCGUCAGUUGCGAACUUGCCAUGUGUUGUGAUACGUGUCCUUUGACGUCCUAGGCUUGUGCUUGCCUUUGGGGCUCACAAACAGUGGCAGUGAAAUAAAACUUUAAAAACUGCAACAGUUUCAGCGUACCUCAGACUUUGCUCGAGAACAAGUUCGCAGUGAAGGAUGGCCCUCUACCCGAGCUUGCCCGAGGACUCCCCAACACCUAAUUAUGCCAAGCUUGCAGAGAACCCACACUCUCUCCUUCCUUAGCAACGUUUUCCUUUCCAACCCGAAGGCGUGCUCGGUGUGCCUGGAUGAGUUCUGUGAGAAGCGCCCCCCGAAGUACCUGUCCUGCCAUCAUACCUUCUGUGAGGAGUGCAUUCAUCAGCUGCUGCGCGGGGGCAAGGUGGAGUGCCCUCUGUGUCGCAAGGUGACGAGGACGACGUCUACCAACGCGUUGCAGACUAACAAUGAUGUACUGACGAUGGUCAAAUACGGGGAUAUUGUCAGUAGCCUAUGGUGCCACGACUGCCAGAGUGCCCCCAAGCCCAGCUGUGCAACACAUCGCGUCGACAACCGCUCACCGGCUUCUGCGGUGACGAUAGGACAGCAGCUGGACAGCACGCUAGAGUCGUGGAAGCCGACCUUCACGCGCGUGGUGGAGACCGCGCACGGCUGGUCCGUGGUGGCGAUCGACGCCACGUACUCCACCGCCGUGUCCAUCAGUGACGUGAUGACCCCGCUCGUGACCUACGUCAUUGACCGGAUCAGCUGCUUCAUCAAUUCGUGAUCCAGUAGAGUUUGAUUUAUCUUAUAUUUAUGUGUGUGUUUACACCCAAUGUAGCUAAUGUAUUAUGUACUCUGGAUGUGUUAUCUAUGUUUACUCUCGUAUUUUCUCUAAAUGUCUUAGUUAAGUAUUAAUCGUAACUACUUUUCAGCUUCUAAAGCUGAGGAUGUCAUAUUUAGUCUUUCGUAAAUGAAGGUAUAGCUAGUGUACGCUAUGUCACAACAUUAGGCACUGAAGUUACUGCAUUCUAUAUGUAAUACAAAAGAAUCCUGUAAAUAAAGAAAAACAUAUAUUUUCCC
Penaeus vannamei (Pacific white shrimp) is the source of this 1087-nucleotide messenger RNA. The record is from RefSeq and is a predicted model, not a curated record. Lineage: Eukaryota; Metazoa; Arthropoda; Malacostraca; Decapoda; Penaeidae.